AUGUGUCUGAAAUAUUUUCGCUACGUUCCAUGGGCUUCAUUAUUUGCCCUUAUCAUUACCAUUGUUGGCUCUGUUAUGUUUAUCAUUCUUUUCGAUAAUGCCUUAAAAGGAUUUGCUGGACAACUUAAUGUAUUAGUACCAGUGGGUACAUUUUUGAAAUUUCGAUGGCUUCUUAUCGGUGUAACAUUAUGUAUUAUCCUUAUCGCUAUUGGAUUCUUAUUUGUUGGUGCAGCCGCUACAUCCGUAUCAGUUCGUUAUCAUACAAGAAGAGAUAUACCAGAUAAACGAUCAUUUCUUAUUCGAGCAAUUACAUCACCAUGUAUUCUUGGCUUAUUAUCAUUGGUACUCAGUAUUUUAGUAAUAUUUUGGUGUGUAAUUGUAUCAAUUAGUGCCGUAUUUGCGUCAUUUUAUAUCGUAUUUAUUACCUCGAUAUACUCAUUUUGUAAUAUGGUCGAUAAUCAAUGCUUUGAUUUCACCGUUUUACUACCAGCUAUUAUCAAUCAAAUUAGCAAUAAGAAAGUGGAUUUGAAAUUUUGCAAAGACAAAAAGGAAGCAUUAUGCGCGAUGGAGAAUAAUCAAUUUUGGUCAUUUAUUGGUGCUUUAUCAUUUUGCUUUCUUACUCUUACUGGAUUAGUAUAUUUUCUAAUGUGCAUGAGUGCUAAUUACACUCGGAUUCGUUCAGAAAGACGAGCAUAUAAAGGUGAACAUUUGGCGAUGAAUCAGGGUACCGUUGAUUCCAAUUCAUUCAUUCUUACAAAUAUGGGCAAAUAA
This is a messenger RNA of Cercopithifilaria johnstoni, 771 nucleotides long. NCBI's taxonomy places the organism in Eukaryota, Metazoa, Nematoda, Chromadorea, Rhabditida, Onchocercidae. The record is from the annotation of a GenBank genome assembly.